This is a messenger RNA of Drosophila obscura, 862 nucleotides long. RefSeq lists its product as uncharacterized. The coding region runs from base 279 to 743 and encodes 154 amino acids. NCBI's taxonomy places the organism in Eukaryota, Metazoa, Arthropoda, Insecta, Diptera, Drosophilidae. The transcript is spliced from 3 exons. The record is from RefSeq and is a predicted model, not a curated record.
AUUUUAUCCACGAUGGCGGAAGAGAACGUAUCGGUACCGCUCCCAGUCUGGCUAAAGGCAGAGCUCUUCGAAAAUAUAUUGACCAAGGGUUCCGGCGAUGCGUAUGCCGGCAUCAAAAGCUUCUGACCUGUGGCUGGGGUCAAGCCGGGAGAGAACUAUUCAUCGUUUAUGCUGCGCCUACACUUUGUCCUGAAGAAGCUGGCCCAGUGGCAUGCCGCCUGGGCCACGCGGGUGAGCUAAAGGAUUCGUAUACCCAGAACUAUCUUACACCCACAUAUAUGGACAGCAUGAGGAACCACAUCGAAAAGGUGGCAAAGACUCUGGGCAAAUACUUGCUCAAGUGUCUGCCCCUUUAUGGGGGCUAUGAGGAGUACAGCGCGGCAGUGCACAAACUACAGCCCAAGAUUGUAAAUCCUAUGUAUGUCAUGAACAAACCCAAUCCGCAGGACUUCAAUGGGCUCAACCACUGCGACUGUUGGACGUUACGCUAUAAAUCGGGAUCGCUAGAGCCCGCGGAGACCUAUUUCGUGGACUUGCAACUGCCGAAGGUGGCCAGUGUGGCCCUUGAUCUGUUGUAUUUCCUACUGGGAUCGACGCAAAUCGAUUUAAAGAUAAGGCACUUCGAUUACUUUAUUAGAUACUACCACGAUCAGCUGAUCGAAUACUUCAAAACACUUAAAUACCCAGAAGAUAAGAUCGCAACCUUGCGAUUUCUCCAUAUGCAGCUACUCAAAUACUGUUGAGUGGGACUGAUGCUUUGUCCUUCUGUGCUCCUCGAUCCGAGCGAUUUAAUUACUGAAGCGGAGAAUGGGGAUGACCUGAAAAUGAAAAUGUACUCAAAUGAUCGCUAUAAGAAGCAAAU